AGUUAUCAGUUAAAUUCAGUUCGUGGUUAGUUCGCUGUAAGAACAAGUGCUUUUAGUUGUUGGACGGCGCACCAGAGAAGGAAUCAAUAUAAAUAUUGCAAAUAAUUUAAAAUUAAAAAUAAAUAUUUUUAAUGUAAUUUUAAACAUAAAACGAAAUCAAAAAUUUUCAACACCAAAAUUUGUUUAUUUCAAAAGUAAAACCCGUUAAAAAUGUUACAAAACGAUGCAGUUCGUAAUUUACAAUACGACAGCGAAAUUCGUGUCGCGCAACAAAAUAACGCAGAACCGAGAGUAUAUGAUGGACCGAUCAGUAUUACAUCACAGCCGACAACAGCACCGGAACGCAUACCGUUACCACUGCCAAUCUCAACGGUAGAUAACAGUUUUCCAACACAUCGCAGUUUUAGUAUACCCAUGACCGGUUAUGACUUUCUGACCGAGUUGCCAUCUGUGCAUAUUGAGCAAACAUUUGAAUUGAAUGAGGCUUUAACAUCAGUCUCCUCGGAGAACCGCUAUGUCGUGCGCUCACCACUAGGCGAUGCCAUCUACGCCGCUUCGGAGAGUUCCACCGCAAAUAAUCGUCUACUUUGGGGCUCCGCACGUCCCUUUCAAAUGCAUUUGCUGGAUAAAACACAUCAGGAGGCGAUGUUGCUACGCAAACAAUUUGCACUCGGUGCCAUGUGUUGUCAUCCCAAAAACCUGGAGGUAUGGAUACCGCCAGGUAAUCUGUUGGGACGCAUUGUGAACUCACCCACAUUUCUGCGUCCCGAAUAUUUCAUACAAGACGGUGUCACUGGUGAGCCCAUAUUUUGCAUUGAAGGACCCGAAAAGUCGGGCUUCUGUUGCUUCUGUUUGCCGAAAGAGUCGUUCUUUAAGAUACAUUCCGGUGGCGAUUUGCGCGCAUCCAUUGAUCACAAGUGGGUCGCGGGUAAAUCACAGUACACCACAAAUAUAUAUUUCAGUGAUACAAAAUUAACGGCCAAGGAACGCGCUUUGAUUUUGGGUGCGGCAUUUUUAAUGGAGUAUAUGUACUUUCAAACCCGGCUCUGAGCUGCCUUAAACAUUCUGAAACAGCCUACUAUGCACAGCGUGGCAACGCCAUUUGUGAAUUAUACUUAUGUUUAUGCAGUUUUAUAAAUGAAAGUCUUUGUAUUUGACAUUUUU
This is a messenger RNA of Zeugodacus cucurbitae (melon fly), 1164 nucleotides long. RefSeq names its product phospholipid scramblase 2. Gene Ontology annotation, molecular function: phospholipid scramblase activity. Gene Ontology annotation, biological process: plasma membrane phospholipid scrambling. The record is from RefSeq and is a predicted model, not a curated record. NCBI's taxonomy places the organism in Eukaryota, Metazoa, Arthropoda, Insecta, Diptera, Tephritidae. The coding region runs from base 211 to 1050 and encodes 279 amino acids. The transcript is spliced from 6 exons. Gene Ontology annotation, cellular component: plasma membrane.